Messenger RNA from Dicrocoelium dendriticum, 1479 nucleotides. The record is from the annotation of a GenBank genome assembly. Lineage: Eukaryota; Metazoa; Platyhelminthes; Trematoda; Plagiorchiida; Dicrocoeliidae.
AUGAUUGGGAAUAAGCCUAAUCCUAUUACCACCCACUUCAGUGGGUUCCCGAGUGCCUUAUACCUUUAUGUUGAUAUAUUUGAUGCCGAUUUCCCCCCGAUCGAUACAGAUGAUCAUUUAGGUGCAUUGCGACUAGAUGGUUUCACGGUUUCAUCUUAUCCUUCCCCUGGCGUUGUUGAACGAUUGGGAGAAGUUAGCAGCAUUUAUGCACCAAAAGAGCUUUCAGUCCGUGGGAAAUUGAAAUCGGGUUCUGCAACCUUGAAAAUAUCUGUUUGGGCGCAAUGUCCUGAUGGGCGGUUUGGACCUACGUGUGAAGCAAUUUGCGUACCACAACAUUUGAGUGGUAACGGACAUUAUGGCUGCGAUGUUACAUCUGGUAAAAGAAUCUGCAUUCCAGGUUGGCACGGAGAUGACUGCGAUUUGGUUGAUUUGUGUGCCACGCGAAAGCCAUGCGGAUCUAUGGGACGAUGCGUGAACACUGAAGGUGGAUUCCUUUGCCAGUGUCGCGAACCAUUUACCGGUCUACUGUGCACUGACAAUCCGCAUCCCUGUCCAAAGCGAGAGUGGCCAUUCACAGAAGACCACUUAACACCAUAUUGCCACAAUGGGGGCACAUGUGUGUUGAGAGAUGGGGAUAGACGCUGUGACUGCCCGCCUGGUUUUGUUGGAGUAAGAUGCCAAUACGAUGUGGAUGAAUGCACUCACUGGCCCUCAUUGUACAACACCAACAUGGCGAUUGACCCGGUUAAGUGUUACACUCCCGGUCAUACCGCUUCCCCAUGCUGUGGUCCCGAUGCCAGCUGUUUGAACACUUGGGGCGGUUACAAAUGCAUCUGUCCCACUGGCUGGUCGGGGUUGCAUUGCGAGUUCCCACCAGUAAUUUGGCCCAAUGGUUACGAACCCUUAGUGAACGCGACGGUCGACUACGGAUUCUUGGCCGAUCGAGCGAACAAUGAGGCGUUCAGCCAUCUGAAGAGUGCCAACUUAAGCUCAACCCACUAUGGUCACGAACAUGUUUGGGUCAUCGCGUUCAGUGUUGUGUUCGUACUGCUGCUUAUUCUCUUAAUUGGCAUUGUUACUUUUUAUACUGUCCACAUGAAGCGAAAACGGCGAUUGGAUAUCGAUCGUGGAUCUACAAGGCUACCGGUCUUCUAUACUAGAGCAAACUCAGCCAAGAGUUUCCACAGUAGUGGCAAUCAUUUACAAGACCUUCCACUUCCAUCCACCCCGAAGUCCACGGUGUACAUCAGAGCUCCCCCAAAGUCGACGGAACACGCAAACGCCAACUCACAUUAUCGCUCGCCACCAGACGGAUCUUCCAAGAUGAUAUACGAAGACGCAUGUUCCGCUUCGAACACAACAUACGACUUUCUGUAUGGGGAUGGGGAUGAUUACGAUGCAAUUUUUGAAACAGGACAGCAGGAGGAACACGUUGCGACCACUUUACCUGCUAGAAGCUGCCCCCAGUCAUCGUCUUGA